GUAUUAAAAGGGGCAAGAGGCGGCGGCGCCGGCCCCAGGACCAGGCCCUCGCUAUUGGGAGGAGGGUCAGAAGAUUCUGUUCACUGAGCCAACUGCACUAGGCACCAUGCAGCUCCUGACGAGGGUGCCGUCUGUCCCCGAGCUGGGGGAGCUGGACUGCAACAUCUGCUACCGGCCCUUCAACCUUGAGGGCCGAGCACCCCGCCGCCUGCCCGGGACGGCGCGCGCCCGCUGCGGCCACACGCUCUGCACCGCCUGCCUGCGCGAGCUGGCGGCGCGCGGCGACGGCGGUGGAGCGGCUGCCCGCGUGGUGCGCCUGCGUCGCAUCGUCACGUGCCCGUUCUGCCGCGCGCCCACCCCUCUCCCGCGCGGCGGGGUCACGGAGGUCGCUGUCGAUCCGGACUUGUGGUCGCGGUUGGAGAAAAAGAAGUUGGCCGACUGCGACCCGGACGAGGCGAGUAGCCGGACCAGGGGAACCGGCCGUGCUGACGACGAGGAAGAGGAGAGCGAGGAGGGGGCGGGGCCUAGGAGCGCUGGCUGGCGCGCGCUCCGGCGGCUCUGGUUCAGGGUUCUGGCGCCCGCGCGCCGCUGGCGGCGCCCGCUGCCUAGCAACGUGCUGUACUGCCCGGAGAUCAAGGACUUUGCCCACAUGACUCGCUGUACGCUGUAACAGGAAUUGCGAAGCUGCGGCAGAAGGAAGGUGGGAGCUGCAUUCUCGGGGAGUGCUUGAGUACCUGGGGUGACGCCCGAACUGCCCCCGUAGGUCCCGCAGAGGCCCUGCGGAGGGCGAGGCGCCGAGGGCCCGAGGGGGCGCCCGGGGAGGUUGUGGAUGCCGAGGUGGGGAGGCUUCUAGACGAACUCGCCCCCGGCGACUGCCGACUGUGCCAGCCUUGCGAGUUCAGGAUGGAGGAGCCCGGGGGUGAUUGACAGCACAGUGUACAUUCCCGUGGGAAGACGACAGACGGUUUCCUUUGCUGUGACUUUGGCUUUUGUCCAGGACAGCUCGGCUGUGUGGGAGCAACAGGUCCCAGUUAUAGCAAUUCUGUGUUCAAUGGCUUGAAAAAUAUAUAUAUAUAUAUAUUUUGUAAACUGAUGGGAGAGAAGAGGCUGGUUUCUUGUGACAUGUUAAUACCACUUUCCAGCAUGUAAAGGAGCUGUUUUUUUUUUAAUCCCUUCAGUGUUGGUACAUUGACUGUUUUCCCACUCCCAGUAUUGUGUGCUUGAAAUUAUUGAGAUGCCUCUCUGCAGGAAGUUAGGAUUCCAGCUGCAUUUUAGAACCACCCUUCAACCUGAUAGGGCAGGUGUCAGAAAGUCCAAGGUGUAUUCAUCACGAGAUGUGAUCAUGGAUAGAAGGAAGCCAUUUGAUAAAGGCAUCAUAGUUACCUUUUUAUACUAUCUGUGCUUUUUAUAGCCACAAGGAAGCAGUCACUGUUGAAAUAGAUAAUCGCACAAUUUUAUACUUGUAUCCCCUGAUUGGACAUCACUUAUAUGUCUGAUAGGGGCUCUAUUUAAUUUUUUAAUAUUUUGUGUUAUUUAUACAAGUUACCUAUAAAGAAAAUAAGAUUAAAGGGACGAUCUUAUAAUUUAUGACAAUACAGUUACUAUAGUCAAGGACAGCAUUGCUGGGAGCUUGUUGGAAGUGUAGAAUUUCAUGACUUCAGGAUAACUGAAUUAAAGUCUUCAUUUUAACAAGAAUUCCAGAUGAUAUGUGCAUUGUUCCAGAUCCUACACUGUAGGACAUCACCAUCUUUGAGUGAAUAUUAAAACUAUUGGUAUAAAUGAUACACGUUUACUGAAGGUUCUAAAGUGAAUUGUUGCUCAGUAAAUAUUAUGUUGCAUUUUCCUGAGUUGAAAACAUGAAACUUAGAGUAAAAAGUUCAAUUUUUGUAAGCAUAGUUUAACAUCUUCCUGUCCUUCAAUGUUGACUUAACUACUUCCUCUUGUGGAGGCAUUUCUCAGCAUUAUACUUAGUGUAGUCCCUCCCUUUAUAGUGCUCUGCUGCAGUGUUUUGUGUUUGGCUUUUUUUUUUUUUUUUCCUGAUGUGUGUGUCCUUUACUAGAUAAAUUCCAUGAGAACAAUGACUUGACAUAUCACUGUUGUAUCUCCAAGGUUAACAAUGUUAACAUACAGUGUUCAAUAAAUGUUUUUUGGACUUAUA
Erinaceus europaeus (western European hedgehog) is the source of this 2158-nucleotide messenger RNA. RefSeq names its product ring finger protein 227 (gene RNF227). Gene Ontology annotation, biological process: protein ubiquitination. Gene Ontology annotation, molecular function: ubiquitin protein ligase activity. The transcript is spliced from 2 exons. The record is from RefSeq and is a predicted model, not a curated record. NCBI's taxonomy places the organism in Eukaryota, Metazoa, Chordata, Mammalia, Eulipotyphla, Erinaceidae. The coding region runs from base 107 to 670 and encodes 187 amino acids.